AUGGAAGCAGUCAUGGCUUGCUGGGAGCUCGAGCAGUCGUUGCAAAGCUUGACAGGUGUGUCGCCAGGUGAAGGUACAGGGGCGACCAUGUCCGAUGAUGACGAAGAGCAAGUAGAGAGUGAGAGCAACCUUUUUGAUGAAACCCUGGACGGCCCUGACAGCAUGGGAUUCGGGCCCUUAGUACCAAGCGAGACCGAGAGGUCUUUGAUGGAACGUGUGAGACAAGAAUUGAAACACGAGCUCAAACAGGGUUACAAGGAGAAAAUCGUGGACAUUAGAGAGGAAAUAUUACGGAAAAGAAGAGCCGGAAAACUGCCCGGAGAUACCACGUCUGUCUUGAAAGCUUGGUGGCAGUCACAUUCCAAGUGGCCUUAUCCAACUGAGGAAGACAAGGCAAGGCUGGUGCAGGAAACAGGUUUGCAACUGAAACAGAUUAACAAUUGGUUCAUCAACCAACGUAAAAGGAACUGGCACAGCAACCCUUCUUCUUCGUCUUCUCAGAAAAGCAAGCGCAAGAGUGGCGCAGGUGAUAAGACGGUGAAUUAG
Striga hermonthica is the source of this 546-nucleotide messenger RNA. The record is from the annotation of a GenBank genome assembly. Lineage: Eukaryota; Viridiplantae; Streptophyta; Magnoliopsida; Lamiales; Orobanchaceae.